AUGAGAGUCUUGCCUUCGACAUCUGGCUCUUCUGUUUGGGUAGUGGUAGCAGAAGGGUGCAAUCCAGCAACUGAUCCUCAAGACUGUCCAGAGCGACGCGGCGAACUCUUCGCUAGCAAUGCUUCCUCGAGUCUGGUGCAAAAGGGCUUCUACGAAUUGCCACUACAGGCAGAGGAGAUACUAGGCUACUCAGGAAAUGGCCAAUUCGCAUAUGACCAAAUCACGUUGGGAGGCAAUGGCGCGGGUGGGCCAGCACUCAAUAACACCAUGUUUGCUGGGAUUGCGACUAAGGACUUUUUGAUUGGGACUAUGGGCCUCACACCGUGGGGGGUCAAUUUCACAGAUUCCAAUAAUCCCGUACCGAGCUUGUUAACAUCGUUGAAAAAUGCGGGCCUUGUCACAAGCAACAGCUGGGGUUACUCCGCGGGUGCGUUCUACAGUCCGAAACAGACGUCCGGCAGCUUGACUUUUGGCGGCUAUGAUGCAUCAAGAUUCGUGCCAAACAAUUUGACCUUUACUCGAGGUCCGGAUAUUGCCCGUGACCUACUCAUCGGGAUCCAAACCAUUACCAGCGGCACCGAUAGCCUUCUGCUUGAAGGCGUUGUUGCAAUGAUCGACUCUACCGUUGCACAAAUAUGGCUGCCUAAUGAAGCAUGUCGGCGAUUCGAAGAAAUCUUUGGCUUAGUCUGGGAUGAGACUGCGGAAUUGUAUCUGGUCAACGACACACUUCACCAGAAGCUUGUGGAUGAAGAUCCUUCAGUAACCUUCACGAUAGGAAGCAACACAACUAGUAGUGACAUUAUCAAUAUCGUUUUGCCUUACGGAGCAUUUGAUCUGACCGCAGACUGGCCUUUGACGACUAACGGCACAGCGAGGUAUUUUCCUCUCCGUCGUGCAGCAAAUGCAUCGCAAGUCGUGCUGGGCAGGACCUUCCUGCAAGAAGCAUAUUUGAUCGUCGACUAUGAUCGUAACAACUUCUCCCUUUCACGUGCCGUCUUUCCUGACACGAAUGUUCCACAGCAACUGGUGACGAUACUUCCGCCGUCUGAGAAAGGUUCUUCGCACGGAAGGCUCGCCAAAGGUGCAAUUAUCGGCAUCGGGGUUGGCACUGCCGCGAUCAUAGUAGCCUUGAUCGCCACCUUCCUGUACUUGAUGCGACGAAGAUGGCUGCCUAGCGCUCCCAAAAUCCAGGUCACAACCAAUGCACCUGAGGAGACCAAGCCCGAGCUCGACGCCCAACAAACCCCCAAUUUUUCCGGCAUGGGCACACCUGUUUCACUGAAUAGCACUCCCGUAGAGGCUAAAGGUAGUCAGCGCUUUCCACGAGAAAUGUACGAUCCAUCGAUCAUACGGCCUGAAGUCCAAGGCGAUUCAAGACGUCCUGUUGAGCUGGCGGAAUGCGCUCGUGUUGUUCGCCACGAAUUGUCCGGAUAA
Endocarpon pusillum Z07020 is the source of this 1434-nucleotide messenger RNA. RefSeq lists its product as uncharacterized. The record is from RefSeq and is a predicted model, not a curated record. Gene Ontology annotation, biological process: proteolysis. The transcript has 2 exons. Bases 1 to 1434 code for a protein of 477 amino acids. Lineage: Eukaryota; Fungi; Ascomycota; Eurotiomycetes; Verrucariales; Verrucariaceae. Gene Ontology annotation, molecular function: aspartic-type endopeptidase activity. Gene Ontology annotation, cellular component: fungal-type vacuole.